UUAUUUUCAAAAUGUCAAAACGGUUCUAUUUUUAACAAUAAUAUGGAAAAUAUAGCUGAGAAUGGGUUUUAGCUUUUUAAUGUGUUUGCGUGCCAGAGCUCAACAACGUGAAAGCUCUGCAAUGUCCCGAGGAGUAUUUAAAAGCUUAAAGAUACCACUUUAAAACCCGGACAAAUUAGUCAUCUUUAUAAAUGUUUUUGUAAUUGGCUAAAGAUUCUUCCGAAUACGCUCCCGUAUAUUUAAAGAAAAGCUCUUUUCUGGCCCUAACCAGUUUGCAACGUAAUCCCAUAUUAUCGAUUCUAUUAACCUCCAUGUUUGGUGAUAAAAAAGCGAAUAAAAUUAUAGAUUUUGCUAAAUAUCUAAGCAAUUUUCAAGCUUUCAGUUCAUCCCUAAAACCCGAGCAAAUUAACGAAAUUAAACAAAGGAAAUUGAAAAUUCUAUUCAACAUGUAUGAUCAUGAUAAGAAUGGCAUUAUUAGUGAGGAAGAUUUAAUCUUUGUGGUGCAUAAAUUAUUUUCGGAUAUUUGGACUACACAACAGAUCAUGAAUGUGGCCUCUAUGAUGAUUUUCGAAAUGGAUAGUUCUAAACACUAAUCAAAUUUUAUUCAAUGAUUUUUGUACCGCUUUCGAAAUUUUGAUAUGGAAGAAUAUUUGAUAACCAAAAUACCCAGUGGAGGAGGAAGAAUUUAGAACGAUUAACCGUUUUUUUUUUUUUUUAAUAAAAUUUA
Lucilia sericata (common green bottle fly) is the source of this 727-nucleotide messenger RNA. Its product is annotated as calcineurin B homologous protein 3. Gene Ontology annotation, molecular function: calcium ion binding. The transcript has 3 exons. The record is from RefSeq and is a predicted model, not a curated record. Bases 312 to 593 code for a protein of 93 amino acids. NCBI's taxonomy places the organism in Eukaryota, Metazoa, Arthropoda, Insecta, Diptera, Calliphoridae.